Messenger RNA from Motacilla alba alba, 1750 nucleotides. Its product is annotated as neuroblastoma suppressor of tumorigenicity 1. Bases 163 to 747 code for a protein of 194 amino acids. NCBI's taxonomy places the organism in Eukaryota, Metazoa, Chordata, Aves, Passeriformes, Motacillidae. Gene Ontology annotation, molecular function: BMP binding; receptor ligand activity. The record is from RefSeq and is a predicted model, not a curated record. Gene Ontology annotation, biological process: animal organ morphogenesis. The transcript has 4 exons.
GUGCAAUCGCGAGCGGCGGGGGCCGGCGGCACCGCCCGGAGCCCGGCACCGGGGGGGAGGGAGGCGGCAGCUCCCGCCCGCCCCGCGCCUCCCUCCGUGGCCGCCCCGCCGCGCCGGGGAUGCGGCAGCCGCCGGGCACCGCCGGGCCCCGGACCCCAUGGGAUGCGCCCGCCGUCGCCUGGCUGGUGUAGGAUUUUGGCGGAGCUGGCCAUGAUGUUAUGGUUCGUGGUGGGGGCCCUGUUCCCAGCGCUGCUCCUGGCCGCCCCACCGCCCAUAAACAAGCUCGCCCUCUUCCCAGACAAGAGUGCCUGGUGUGAGGCCAAGAACAUCACCCAGAUCGUGGGGCACAGCGGCUGCGAGUCCAAAUCCAUCCAGAACAGGGCCUGUCUGGGACAGUGCUUCAGCUACAGCGUCCCCAACACCUUCCCCCAGUCCACAGAGUCCCUGGUUCACUGCGACUCCUGCAUGCCAGCCCAGUCCAUGUGGGAAAUUGUGACACUGGACUGCCCAGGCAACGAGGAGAUCCCCAGGGUGGACAAGCUGGUGGAGAAGAUCCUGCACUGCAGCUGCCAGGCCUGUGGGAAGGAGCCGAGCCACGAGGGAGCCCUGUUCAACGUGUACCUGAACGCUGAGGAGAACAUGCCCCACGAGGGGCCCGCGCCCCACCACUACCCCCACCACCAGCAGGAGCUGGAGGAGCCACCAGCCUCCAGCCACCACCACCACGAGGAGGAGGGCGAGGAGUGACCCGUGUGGACUGUCCUGGCAGGGCUGUGCGAGGGCUGGGGCCGGGCUUUGGGGAGGGAGGGGGGUGCUGGAGUCUUUCCUGUCAAAUCGCUGCCCUCGCGUCACCCCCGACACCGCGGGGCACAGGCAGGGCUGAGGCUGGAGCUGCAGGCUGAGACACGAGGGCUCGGCCUUCCCGGAUGCACAUAAUAAUAAUAAUAAUGAUAAUAUAUUGAGAGGAGUGGCACGAGGGGCUCUGGCUGAGAGCAGGGGCUGGGCUGGGCUGGCGGGGCUCUCUGCAGACCCCCAGCCCUGGGGGCAGCCCUCUGAGUCCUGCUGGGUUCUCCUCAUGCCCAGCGUGGAGGAGGAAGGGAAGCAGCCUCUCCACAGUCCCAGGAGGGACCCACAUCUCUCUGGGGUGGUGGGAUCAGCAGCAACCCUCCUGCCUCCUCUCCCCCUGCCUGCCCACAAGGGCUCAGUGUGGACAUGCUCCUGGCAUCCACUGGAUCUUGGUCCGAGCCCAACCCUUUGUAUCAGGUGGCUCUUGGGGAGGGUUUUGCCCCAGGAUGUGCCUCUGGAGCUGUACGUGAGGGCACUGGGAACCAUGGUGGUGACAACCCUUACCUUGCUGUCCCCAGGACCACCACGUUGCUCCCUGGGGGUGAGGAACUUGGAUCAUGAGUGCUGGGGCUUCACGUUUUGGGGCUGCAGGGGAAGGCCAAGAGCUGAGGGGAAUCCGGGGCAGGUUCCACCCCUGUCCCCCCUCUCCCUGCUGAACUUUCAUGGUGGUGGAGGGAGAAGGGGCCGAGGGCUGGAACGUCCCUGUGCACGGAGUGUUUGGGCAGGGCUGGGGGUCGGGGUGGGCACGGCCUCUGCUGCCCCCCUCUCUCUGUUGUAUAAAGCUGAUUCCUUGGUGUUGUCCCGACAAAAGCUUCCAGAGCUUGUAAUCGAAUGCCUCCCCCUCCUUUUGACAAGUUUUGGGGUUUUUUUUCUUAAAUAAAUUAGUUCCGACUUCCACCGCUCA